UUUGCGUUGUCAUAAAAAAAGAAAAUCCAAAUCCACGCCGAGCACAUUUCACUGCGACUCAAGGAAGGAGCUCCAUUCGAGCCGUGUUGUUAUUAUUCUGAGCUGUCAACCACAAAGCUAACUAAACUUAAUAAGCAGCCAUGUCUUCAGACUUCGAGACCUACGAGCAGGACUUUGCCACCCUUACAGCAGAAGUAACUAACAAAAUUGGCCGAAUUCCCAAACUCAGUGGAGAGGAGAAGACGCAGCUGGUUCUAAAUGUCGACAAACAGCUCGAAGAAGUCAGAGAGUUGCUGGAGCAGAUGGACCUGGAGGUGCGGGAGAUUCCCAUCCAGAGUCGAGCCAUGUACAACAGCAGACUGAAGAGCUACAAGCAGGAAAUGGAGAAGCUCGAGAAAGACUUUAAAAGGUCACGCAUUGCCUACAGUGACGAGGUGCGCAACGAGCUCCUCGGGGAAGACGCCGGCUCCUCUGAGAACCAGUUGAUAAAGUUACGUGAAGAGAGAGCGCAUCUGUUGGACAAUACAGAGAAGCUGGAAAGGUCAUCACGGAGACUGGAGGCUGGCUACCAGAUAGCAGUAGAAACUGAACAAGUGGGUCAGGAGGUUCUUGCCAACCUGCACAGUGACCGUGAGAAGAUCCAGAGAGCCAGAGAAAGACUGAGAGAAACAGACGCCAACCUGGGCAAGAGUUCUCGCAUCCUUACCGGCAUGCUGAGAAGGAUCAUCCAGAAUCGGAUCCUGGUCUUCGUCCUUGGAGCCAUUAUUCUUCUCACCAUCAUCCUGGCCAUCUAUUUCAAUCUGCGGGGCCACUGAUCUCCCCUUUACGCACACACACACCCACAUGUAAACCCCCCUUCCUGGUACAAAUACAAACACACACACACAUGCGUGAUUAAUAGCGACAAAAGCGUUGUUCUGCUGUAAUUAGGACAAAUGGUCCCCAUGAAUCACUGUUUCCAACGCCUGACAGGGAGCUUUUUCCACAUCUUUCUCCUUUCCCGUCUGCUGUCUCCUCCUCUUUCUUUCCCUCGCUACCUUUUUUCCUCCACUUUGCAC
Solea senegalensis (Senegalese sole) is the source of this 1058-nucleotide messenger RNA. It is a transcript of the gene vti1a, whose product is annotated as vesicle transport through interaction with t-SNAREs 1A. Gene Ontology annotation, biological process: Golgi to vacuole transport; vesicle fusion with Golgi apparatus; intra-Golgi vesicle-mediated transport. The transcript is spliced from 9 exons. The record is from RefSeq and is a predicted model, not a curated record. Gene Ontology annotation, cellular component: Golgi apparatus; endoplasmic reticulum membrane; late endosome membrane. The coding region runs from base 141 to 815 and encodes 224 amino acids. Gene Ontology annotation, molecular function: SNAP receptor activity; SNARE binding. Lineage: Eukaryota; Metazoa; Chordata; Actinopteri; Pleuronectiformes; Soleidae.